CCUUACUCGGAAAGGUUUUUGUUUUGUUGAUGUUCGCUUUCUGUAGUGUUUUUUUUGUGCAUUAUGCAGGAGUUGGGCUGCAUUUUGGAUUAAUGUAUUGAAUUAACAACCUGUUUGCUACGAUAGUGUGCCGUAGCCGCUUCUGGUAAGAUUCGUUUGUCUAUUUUUUUAUUACUCCCAGUGAGUGAAAUUGAUCCUGAUGGCGAAUGACCGACUGCGAGCUUUGGAAGAGGUGGAGAAUCAAAUUGCAACGAUUCUGCAGUGCGCUGGUUAGUCUACCCAUGCAUUCAUCAACAACAGUUCAAAUACAUUGUAAUAACAAACGCAUACCUAGCUAGUUAGAUAUACAGUGCAUUCGGAAAUUAUUCAGACCUCUUGCCCUUUUCCACAUUUUGUUACAUUACAGCCUUAUUCUAAAAUGGAUUAAAUUGUAUUUUUCCCCCUCAUCAAUCUACACACAAUACCCCAUAAUGACAAAGCAAAAAACGGAAAUAAAUCAAAUGUUAUGUCACAUGCGCCGAAUACAACAGGUGAAAUGCUUACUUACAAGUCCUUAACCAACAAGGCAGUUUUAAGAAAAUAGUUAAGAAAAUAUUUACUAAAUAAUUUUUUAAAAAAUAAAAGUAACACAAAAUAACAAUAAUGAGGCUAUAUACAAGGGGUACCGGUACCCAGUCAAUGUGCAGGGGUACAGGUUAGUCAAGGUAAUUUGUACAUGUAGGUAGGGGUAAAGUGACUAUGCAUAGAUAAUAAACAGCAAGUAGCAGCAAAUAGUAUAGCAGCAAAUAGUCCAGGUGGCCAUUACAUUAAUUGUUCAUCAGUCUUAUGGCUUGGGGGUAGAAGCUGUUAAGGAGCCUUGGCGCACCUAGACUUGGCGCUCCGGUACCGCUUGCCGUGCGGUAGCAGAGAGAACAGUCUAUGACUGGAGUCUUCGACAAUUUUUUGGGCCUUCCUCAUGCUAAAUCUUUUCAGUCUCCUGAGGGGGAAAAGGCGUUGUCGUGCCCUCUUCACGACAUUCUUGGUGUGUUUGGACCAUGAUAGUUUGUUGGUGAUGUAGACACCAAGGAACUUGAAACAUUCGACCCGCUCCACUUCAGCCCUGUCGAUGUGAAGGGGGGCGUGUUCGGCCCUCCUUUUCCUGUAGUCCACGAUCAUCUCCUUUGUCUUGCUCACGUUGAGGGAGAGGUUGUUGUCCUGGCACCAAACUGCCAGGUCUCUGACCUCCUCCCUAUAGGCUGUCUCAUCGUUGUCGGUGAUCAGGCCUACCACCGUUGUCGUCAGCAAACUUAAUGAUGGUGUUGGAGACGUGUUUGGCCACGCAGUCGUGGGUGAACAGGGAGUACAGGAGGGGACUAAGCACGCACCCCUGAGGGGCCCCCGUGUUGAGUAUCAGCAUGGCAGAUGUGUUGUUGCCUACCCUUACCACCUGGGGGCAGCCCGUCAGGAAGUCCAGUAUCCUGUUGCUGAGGGAGGUGUUUAGUCCCAGGAUCCUUAGCUUAGUGAUGAGUUUUGUGGGCACUAUGGUGUUGAACGCUGAGCUGUAGUCAAUGAACAGCAUUCUCACAAAGGUGUUCCUUUUGUCCAGGUGGGUAAGGGCAGUGUGGAGUCACAUUUACAUGUAUUCAGACCCUUUACUCAGUACUUUGUUGAAGCACCUUUGGCAGCGAUUACAGCCUCAAGUCUUCUUGGGUAUGACGCUACAAGCUGGGCACACCUGUAUUUGGGGUGUUUCUCCCAUUCUUCUCUGCAAAUCCUCUCAAUCGCUGUCAGGUUGGAUGGGGAGCGUCGCUGCACAGCUAUUUUCAGGUCUCUCCAGAGAUGUUCGAUCGGGUUCAAAUCCAGGCUCUGGCUGGGCCACUCAAGGACAUUCAGAGACUUGUCCCAAAUCCACUCCUGCGUUGUCUUGGCUGGGGGCUUAGGGUUGUUGUCAUGUUGGAAGGUGAACCUUCGCCCCAGUCUGAGGUCCUGAGCCCUCUGGAGCAGGUUUUCAUCAAAGAUCUCUCUGUACUUUGCUCUGUUCAUCUUUCCCUCGAUCCUGACUAGUCUCCCAGUCCCUGCCCACAUCCCCACAACAUGAUGCUGCCACCACCAUGCUUCACCGUAGGGAUGGUGCCAGGUUUCCUCCAGACGUGCCACUUGGCAUUCAGGCCAAAGAGUUCAAUCUUGGUUUCAUCAGACCAGAGAAUCUUGUUUCUCAUGGUCUGAGAGUCCUUUAGGUGCCUUUUGGCAAACUCCAAGUGGGCUGUCAUGUGCCUUUUACUGGCCACUCUACCGUAAAGGCCUGAUUGGUGGAGUGCUGCAGAGAUGGUUGUCCUUCUGGAAGGUUCUCCCUUCCUUCUCUACAGAGGAACUCUGGAGCUCUGUCAGAGUGACUAUCAGGUUUUUGGUCACCUCCCUGACCAAGGCCCUUCUCCUCCGAUUGCUCAGUUUGGCCUGGCUGCUUGCUCUAGGAAGAGUCUUGCUGUUUCCAAACUUCUUCCAUUUAAGAAUGAUGGAGGCCACUGUGUUCUUGGGGACCUUUAAUGCUGCAGACCUUUUUUGGUAUCCUUCCCCAGAUCUGUGCCUUGACACAAUCCUGUCUCAGAGCUCUACGGACAAUUCCUUCGACCUCAUGGCUUGGUUUUUGCGCUGACAUGCACUGUCAACUGUAAUAGACAGGUGUGUGCCUUUCCAAAUCAUGUCCAAUCAAUUGAAUGUACCACAGGUGGACUCCAAUCAAGUUGUAAAAACAUCUCAAGGAUGAUCAAUGGAGACAGCAUGCACCUGAGCUCAAUUUCGAGUCUCAUAGCAAAGGGUCUAAAUGCUUAUGUAAAAAGGUAUUUGUUUUUUAUUUAAUACAUUUGCAAAAAUGUCAAAACUGUUUUCGCUUUGUCAUUAUGGGGUAUUGUGUGUAGAUUGAUGAGGAAAUGUUUUAAUUUAAUACAUUUUAGAAUAAGGCUGUAACAUAACAAAAUGUGGAGAAAGGGUCUGAAUACUUUCCGAAUGCACUGUACAUUAGCUCUGAACCAGGGCGUUAGUGCGGCUUGCUAACGCUGGGCUUUCACCCUGGACCAGAGCUAACAAUAGUAUCUGUGUCGUUACAUAGCUAACUAACUAAUUGUACCUAGCCACACAUUUAUAUAAUAGAAAUAGAGCUCUAGAAAGAAUGGGCAUUCAUUGUCGCUCUAUUUUCUCAAUGUCUGUAGUGGUUUAAGACAAGCAAUGCCAGUUUCUAUAAGCCAUUACAUAAGCUGUAGGCCUAAUUCUGUUUUCUUUGUUAAUCUUCUCUAGGCAACAUUGUGUUGGAGCUGUCUAAAGACAAGCACAACGCCAGUUUCCUGGACAGACAGCUCAGCCAGUUUACUGGAUCCGUCAACAGAGUGGAGACUGAGCUCAGCUCACAGAUCAGAUACCUCACACAGGUAACACACGCACACAGAGAGACGCAUGCACGCACAGAAAGACACAGUUGCACGUUUACUGGGGCCGUCAACAGAGUGGAGACUGAGCUCAGCUCAUAGAUGCGCUACCUCACACAGGUAAGAGGGGACACAGAGACGCACAGACAGUCAGCUUAGUAAAUUCACUAGCUCUGUCAGAGUAGACUGAGUUCCGGUCCCAGAUCAGUACCUCACACAGGUAGGAGAAAGAAGACACAGACACAGAUCGACACACAUGCAUGCCCUCGUACACAGUGUGCCAUGCUGUGAAUUGAAAUAUAUAUACAGUACCAGUCAAAAGUUUGGACACACCUACUCAUUCAAGGGUUUUACUUUAUUUGUACUAUUUUCUACAUUGUAGAAUAAUAGUGAAGACAUCAAAAAUAUGAAAUGGUACAUAUGGACUCAUGUAGUAACCAAAAAAGUGUUAAACGAAUCAAAAUAUAUUUUAGAUUCUUCAAAGUAGCCACCCUUUGCCUUGAUGAUAGCUUUGCACACUCUUGGCAUUCUCUCAACCAGCUUCACCUGGAAUGCUUUUCCAACAGUCUUGAAGGAGUUCCCACAUAUGCUGAGCACUUGUUGGCUAUUUUCCUUCACUCUGCGGUCCGACUCAUCCCAAACCAUCUCAAUUGGGUUGAGGUCAGGUGAUUGUGGACGCCAGGUCAUCUGAUGCAGCACUCCAUCAAUCUCCUUCUUGGUAAAAUAGCCAUUACACAGCGUGGAGGUGUGUUGGGUCAUUGUCCUGUUGAAAAACAAAUUAUAGUCCCACUAAGCGCAAACCAGAUGGGAUGGCGUAUCGCUGCAGAAUGCUGUGGUAGCCAUGCUGGUUAAGUGUGCCUAGAAUUCUAAAUAAAUCACAGACUGUGUCACCAGCAAAAUAACCCCACACCAUCACACCUCCUCCUCCAUGCUUCACGGUGGGAAAUACACAUGCGGAAAUCAUCUGUUCACCUACUCUGUGUCUCAAAAAGACACGACGGUUGGAACCAAAAAUCUCAAAUUUGGACUCAUCAGAUUUCCUCCGGUCUAAUGUCCAUUGCUCGUGUUUCUUGGCCCAAGCAGGUCUCUUCUUCUUAUUGGUGUCCUUUAGUAGUGGUUUCUUUUCAGCAAUUCGACCAUGAAGGCCUGAUUCACGCAGUCUCCUCUGAACAGUUGAUGUUGAGAUGUCUGUUACUUGAACUCUGUGAAGCAUUUAUUUGGGCUGCAAUUUCUGAGGCUGGUAAAUCUAAUGAACUUAUCCUCUGCAGCAGAGGUAACUCUGGGUCUUGCUUUCCUGUGGCAGUACUCAUGACAGCCAGUUUCAUCAUAGCGCUUGAUGGUUUUUGCCACUGCACUUGAAGAAAGUUCUUAAAAUUUUCCGGAUUGACCUUCAUGUCUAAAGGUAAUGAUGGACUGUCGUUUCCCUUUGCUUAUUUGAGCUGUUCUUGCCAUAAUAUGGACUUGGGUCGUUUACCAAAUAGGGCUAUCUUCUGUAUACCACCCCUACUUUUUCACAACACAUCUGAUUGGCUCAAACGCAUUAAGAAGGAAAGAAUUUCCACAAAUUAACGUUUAACAAGACACACCUGUUAAAUGAAAUGCAUUCCAGGUGACUACCUAAUGAAGCUGGUUGAGAGAAUGCCAAGAGUGUGCAAAGCUGUCAUCAAGGCAAAGGGUGGCUAUUUGAAGAAUCUCAAAUAUAUUUUGAUUUUUUAAAACACUUUUUUGGUUACUACAUGUUAUUUCAUAGUUUUGAUGUCUUUACUAUUAUUCUACAAUGUAGAAAAUAGUACAAAUAAAGAAAAAAACAUGAUUGAGUAGGUGUGUCCAAACGUUUGACUGGUACUGUGUGUAACUUGGUAGUGUAGAUAUAGCUCUCAUGUGGCCUACAUUUUUCUACAUCAAAGUUAUGCAUGUUUCACAUUCACCUAGUAGUGUAGCCUUGUGCGAGCCAGAACGGCCCACAUUCACCUAACUGAACACUAACAUUUCUCCCUCUGUCCCUUGUAGGUUGCCACAGGCCAGCCCCACGAAGGCUCCACAUACUCAGCCAGGAAAGACUGUCAGAUGGCCUUGAACCGAGCAGAAUAUGCCAGGGUCAAACUGGGAGAGCUGGGACGCACCUGCGAAGUCAUGCUGGAUCCACAACCCUGAGAGAGCACACAUGGUCGGCACUCGGUAGAGCGCAGUAGGUGGAUGUUUCCAUCGCUUGCUGUCACCAUGGUGUUUUAGGACCACCUGCCGAAGAGAGGUGGGGACUGAAAUACUUGUAUUUUAUUUUUGUAUGAUAUCAGUCAAAUGUAUCUGGCAAUGUUCUGUAAUAAAGUUAGUGUUUCAUUACGUUUUCCUGCUUGUGUCAUGCAUACAUGUAUCUUGAAUAAACACACACAGAAGGUACACACACUUACAAAUAAACAGACAAGUUUUUAUUUGACAUUUUCUAAAAUGCAGUACAAAAUAAAGAAGCGACAUAUAUUCUCCAAUGUUGUAAUGUUUUUGUAAUCUUUUACAUUGUCAUUUUGUUCCAUUUUAUUGACUAAAAUAACAUAUUGCUUUUACAGCAUCUUGGUUUUCUUGAUAACAAUAUACUUUGUCUUAAUUUAAUUAAUUCACAGAUAAAGUAUCAGGUAGCAUUUAAGUAUAGUUCUCUAUGAAUCUACAUUUUUGUAGUAGCUUAAAUUGUCCUUAAAAUAAAAUAAGUCUGACUCGAUACACAACAGUCUACAAAUCGACAUGAUUGCGUGCGUUUCCAUGGAUAGAUACCUCAACUAAGAUUGAAGGGAACAAAAAUAGAAUAUUUGUUUUUAAAGGGGAAGUUCAGUAAAAUACUUAAUAUUUUAGAUGGUUCCUCACCCUGAAUGUAGUCUAUGGGCCAGGAGAAACUGUAAUCCA
Coregonus sp. 'balchen' is the source of this 6290-nucleotide messenger RNA. The record is from the annotation of a GenBank genome assembly. NCBI's taxonomy places the organism in Eukaryota, Metazoa, Chordata, Actinopteri, Salmoniformes, Salmonidae.